CUGGGCUAGCCUAUCGCUUUUAAGCCUCUGUACUUAGCACUGGAAACAUGACACAAAGCCAGCAUUCUGUGAGUUACACAGUCCAUUGGCCCACUUGUUAGUCUUCAUGCCCGAGUAGAGGCAGGUAUUCUCAGGAAAAGGUUCUGAAGGCUCCAAGAAUUUUGGUUUGGGGUAAUGAUACACAUAUAAAGCUCCCUCAGCUGGAGUUCUUUGGAACUUCAUAUUGAUAACCAGAGCAUGAACAGCAAAAGGCUCAAGGUAAAUAUCUUUGAAUUCAAGCCAGGACCCAUUAACUGGACAUGCUGUUACCUUGGUGAUAGUGGCAGUGAAAGCUUGGAGGUCUGCUCUGUUCAAUUUACAUGACCUUUUACUGGUAAGGUCACUUGCAUCUGCACAUGCUAUGGCACAGAUGGACAUGGUCAGAACACUGUUUGGAGGCUGAAGCCUAUCAUUAGCUCAGUGGAUCUUUACCAUCCAUGACUAUUAAGAUUAGCCAGGGCUGAACUUUUAGUAUGGACCUCUGAGAUGACCAAUGCAUUUUCAAGGAGGAGUAUGAAUUUUACUGUCCUGAGGAAGACAUUUGUAGAGACUAAUUCAAUCUUUCCCAAUAUUUGGUUUUAAAAAGUGAAAUUUUAAAAAUGAAAAUUACCCCAAACAACAAUGUCCGUGCUCUGCUUUUUUAAAGAAUGACACCAUCAAUUAGUAAUACUAAUACCCAACUUAUCUGGAGGACACCAGGUUGGAAAAUACUGUUCUAAAUUUAAGGGGCAAGAAAUGAUGCAGAUAAUCAGAAAGGAAGGGUGAAGCCCAAAGCAACUGAUGGUCUGUUGGCUGUCUCUGCAUUCUGCUCCUGUGACCAUUCUUGUUUUGUCUUGGCUACAAUCUGUGCUUUGCUUGCUUUCAGGUUCCUUCUCUUGUUUAGGCAAUGGGCAGAGAUGAUGUGGAGCAAGGGCAACUGCCUGAGAAAAUGAAGCCUCCGGAUGGUGGCUGGGGCUGGAUCAUAUUACUAGGCUGCUUCAUCAUCACUGGCUUUUCUUAUGCUUUUCCAAAGGCAGUGAGCAUUUAUUUCAAGGACCUGAUGCAUGAUUUCCAUGUGGGAUAUAGUGAUACCGCUUGGAUCUCAUCCAUCAUGCUGGCUAUGCUGUAUGGAACAGGACCUGUGAGCAGCAUUAUGGUGAACCAGUUUGGAUGUCGGCCUGUGAUGCUUGCGGGGGGCCUCCUGGCUUCCUCUGGAAUGAUUCUGGCCUCCUUCACCACCAACAUUAUUGAACUGUAUUUGUCUGCUGGAGUGCUGACAGGGUUAGGAAUGGCUCUCAAUUUCCAGCCUUCUUUGAUUAUGUUAGGAUCCUACUUUGACAAGCGUAGACCACUAGCCAAUGGGCUAGCUGCAGCUGGAAGCCCAGUCUUCCUUUCAGCCCUAUCUCCACUGGGUCAAGUCUUGCUGGAAAAGUUUGGCUGGCGAGGGGGAUUCCUCAUCAUGGGGGGCCUCCUCCUAAAUUGCUGCACGUGUGGAGCACUCAUGAGGCCCUUGGCAAUUGGCAUUAAGAAGACAAGGGAAAAAGUCAUGGACACAUAUGAAACUAAAGAGAUGUUGCCAAUGGGGGGAAGAGCAGAAGAGGUAGCCAGCACCAUGGACAAUGCUAAGAAAUCCAAGAAACCCAAGAAGAAAAAGGCCAAGAAAAUGAAAAAGUUAUUAAAUUUUUCUAUCCUCAAAAGCCGGGGUUUUAUCAUUUACACCAUUGCCAAGUUCAUAAUGGUUUUGGGCCUCUUUGUGCCCCCAAUCCUACUGGUCAACUAUGCCAAAGACAUAGGAGUGCCUGACAAAGAGGCAGCAUUUCUCUUGUCCAUCAUUGGCUUCAUAGAUAUCUUUGCCCGUCCAUCCUGUGGGAUGCUUGCUGGGCUGAAGUGGAUACGGCCCCAUGUAACCUACUUGUUCAGUUUUGCCAUGCUCUUCAAUGGCCUGACUGAUAUCUUUAGUGCCAGGGCCAGCACCUAUACAUCGCUUGUCAUCUUCUGUGUUUUCUUUGGUAUUUCCUAUGGAAUGGUGGGAGCUCUGCAGUUUGAAGUGCUCAUGACUAUCAUUGGAUCACAGAAAUUCUCCAGUGCAAUCGGGCUUAGCUUGCUCAUUGAGGCCCUUGCUGUACUCAUUGGACCACCCUCGGCAGGACGACUGGUGGAUGCACUCAAGAAAUAUGAGAUUAUAUUCUAUCUGGCUGGCUCAGAAAUUGUGUUGUCUGCUCUCUUCCUGGCUGUUGCUUCAUACUGCUGCCUGAGCAUGGAGAAAGAAACUACCUCUCAGCCAGAAAAUCCUUCUGUAGUUGGAGGUAGCAGUGAAAUGGAAGAAGCAGAAGCAGUUCUACAGGAAGCAAAGGAUAGCCUUGACAAUGACCAACAUCUGACCCACAGUGCUGACAGUGUUGAGGUGACCGAGUGAAUCAUAUUGCAAAAUACAAAAAUGUUGGACAGCCAAAAGGGGAGAAUAUAGCUCUGGUCCCAGAUGGCUGCCGUAUUGAUCGCACAGAGAAAGGAGAAUUUUAGCAAUGUAGAGAUCCAUCUGGGGUAAACAGAGACACAGUGACAUCAGCACAUGGGAUCUGAUUUGCUUGAGGAUAUGAAAAGAAUAAAUCCUUGAAUGGUAUGAGGGCAGGGAGAGAAUCCUGAGGAAGUUUUUUUAAAAUAUAUAUACAUAUAGUCAGAAUGGUACUGUAAACAAAGUGAUAUGGAAUCCAGACCAUAGUAUACCUCUCCCAUGGAUAAAGAAUUGCAUAAUUCUCUUUGAUAUUCCAUGGGUUUGCACUCAUGCAUAGAUCAACACUGACAUUAGCGACUGCUAAUUCAACAUAACAUCUAUCCAUCUACCUCUACAGUUCUAGUGCUCAGCAAAACAAAACCAUGUGAUUAUUCUAGCUUGUACAUGUGUUUACUUGUAAUAUCAAAGAGGUAGGAUGGAAGAAUCCUCAUAGCUAGGAUUGAAGAAGGAACAGUGUUACAGGCUGGCAAGCAGUAUGUUUCAUUUUAAAAGUGUGACCUGAUAUCACAUCCUCAUUUACUGAUAGUAAGAAGAUGCUUGCAUUUCUCUUGGUCAGCGUCAGCAGCUUUUAUCCCUUCUAAAUUAGCAUUAGGUGACAGAUGGGUUGGCCAGACUGUAAAUUUUAGAAUAUGCCUGUUCAAUAAACAUGACAGGAAACUAGAAACAAUUUUUAGCUAUGCCUUGAAUAGGAGAUAGUCUAAUGGUGCUACUGAAAUUACAGUUUUUGUAUGCCUAGUGCAAAUAUAUCAGAUAUGCUAUGGCUCAACACUCAAACCAAACUUGUAAACUGUGAGUGCCUAUCUUUUGUGGGAAAGAUCUGCUACUAGAAGCUAAGAAACAAUCAUCAUCAUCGUCAUCAUCUAGGUCCUCAUUGGACUGUAUUCAACUGUAUGACCUAGGACUUGGGGGCAGAGGUUUAAAGCCAAAGUAAACGCACAAAUUUAUUACUCACAAUUUGUCAACAGAGAUCAUAGGACUUGUAUCCUAAUAUAUUUUUAAAGUAGUAAAACUAUAAGCAUAUGUGACCAGUAUGUGACUGAAAGUCAAAUUAUGCCAUAAAUAUUUAUCUUAUUAACAGGCCAAGUUUUUGUAUGUGGUUAGCUUCCAUUCUGCUGGAAAAAUUAGUCUUGGGAGCUUUAAAAGCCUAAACACACCCAGAAGGAUCCAAUUUAAAAAAACACCUUAUCUAAUCCACGUGUUGCUCACAUAUUAAACCUAUAAGUUAUUUAUACAUAUAUGUAUAUUAUACAGUCUCAGCUGUCUUAGAUUAAGGGCCAUGGACUGGCUAGGCUGAGAUUUCUGUGGCUUUUGGGAUGCGAAUUUGGAAGACAAGAGAUUUUUUUUUAAGUUUAUUGUUUUUUAUAGUUUGAAUUUUAUAGAUGCUUUUAAUGUGUUAUUGCAGGCAUUGUAGGACAGCCAUGUUAGUCUAUGUUUGCAAGAAAUCAGGGGCAUUGCCGCCUGGUAGCACCUUUUCCAACUAACAAAUUAUUAAAAGCCAUAAGUUUUUGUGAGCUGCAGCUGAGUUCAUCAGAUGCACAGAACAGCAAGAUUGAUGUACUGUCAGGUCCAGAAAUAUUGGGACAUCGACACAAUUCUAACAUCUUUGGCUCUA
Python bivittatus (Burmese python) is the source of this 4142-nucleotide messenger RNA. It is a transcript of the gene SLC16A8, whose product is annotated as solute carrier family 16 member 8. Gene Ontology annotation, biological process: monocarboxylic acid transport; transmembrane transport. Gene Ontology annotation, cellular component: basolateral plasma membrane. Lineage: Eukaryota; Metazoa; Chordata; Lepidosauria; Squamata; Pythonidae. Gene Ontology annotation, molecular function: monocarboxylic acid transmembrane transporter activity. The record is from RefSeq and is a predicted model, not a curated record.